Scaptodrosophila lebanonensis is the source of this 1760-nucleotide messenger RNA. RefSeq names its product putative aldehyde dehydrogenase family 7 member A1 homolog (gene Aldh7A1). Bases 49 to 1677 code for a protein of 542 amino acids. NCBI's taxonomy places the organism in Eukaryota, Metazoa, Arthropoda, Insecta, Diptera, Drosophilidae. The record is from RefSeq and is a predicted model, not a curated record. Gene Ontology annotation, molecular function: aldehyde dehydrogenase (NAD+) activity. The transcript is spliced from 2 exons.
CAAGGCACUCGCAACUAAGACGACACAAGUGGACUACAGAGUACAGACAUGGCAGCACAAUUGAGGCACUUGAACAGACUGCGGUUGCUACGAAGCGCCCAACUAGGCGUUACUAGGCGUCAGCAGCGUUACGCCUCUGGGUUUCUGAUUGAGCAGCCGGAGUACGGUUUUCUGAAGGAACUGGGACUGGAGCGCGACAAUCCCGGCGUCUUUACGGGCAGCUGGCAGGGUCGCGGUCCAACAGUGACCAGCUACGAUCCAGGUAGUGGACAGGCCAUUGCCAAUGUGCGUCAGGGUACUGUCCAGGAGCUACAGCAGGCCAUAGGAUUGGGCGUAGAGGCCUACAAGCAGUGGCGUCAGGUGCCGGCACCCCAGCGUGGCGAGAUUGUGCGUCAAAUCGGCGAGGAACUGCGCAAAUACAAGGAGCAGUUGGGCAAGCUUGUUUCCCUGGAGGUGGGAAAGAUCUAUAGCGAAGGCCAGGGAGAGGUCCAGGAGUUCAUCGACAUCUGCGAUUAUGCGGUGGGUCUGUCCCGCAUCUACGCCGGCCAGCUCAUAAACUCGGAGCGGGCCGACCACACAAUUCUGGAGGCCUGGCGUCCGCUCGGCUUGGUGGGUGUCAUCUCCGCCUAUAAUUUCCCCAACGCUGUCUUCGGCUGGAACGCGGCUAUCGCACUUACCACGGGUAACAGUGUGCUGUGGAAGGGAGCGCCCAGCACGCCGCUGGUCUCCGUGGCCACAACCAAAAUAGUGGCCGAGGUGUUGCGCCGCAAUAACCUGCCACCUGUGGUGACUUUGUGCCAGGGCGGCACGGAUGUGGGUCAGUCCCUGGUGUCGGAUCAACGCGUAAGCCUCGUCUCCUUUACGGGCAGCUGCCAGACCGGUCGCGAUGUCGGCGUCGAGGUGCAACGUCGCUUUGGAAAAGUUAUUCUCGAGCUGGGCGGCAACAAUGCGCUGAUAAUUGACAAGAGCGCCAAUGUGAAGAUGGCUCUGGAUGCGGCGCUCUUCGGCUGCAUCGGCACCACCGGCCAACGCUGCACUACCACCCGUCGCAUUAUCGUGCACGAGCAGCUGCACGAUAGCUUCGUCGAGGCCCUAACCGCCAAGUAUAGCCAGCUGAAGCCGCGUAUUGGCCACCAGCUGGAUGCACAGAGUCUGGUUGGACCCGUUCACACGGAACAGAAUGUCAGCAACUACAGGAAGGCUAUUGAAGAUGCCACUGCAGCGGGCGGCCGAGUCGCAUUCGGGGGACGAGUGCUAGAACGCGCUGGAUACUACGUGGAGCCAACCAUCAUUACAGGCCUGCCACACGACGCCAGCGUCGUUCAUCGCGAGACCUUUGCGCCCAUUGUGUAUGUGCUGAAGGCACGCAACGUCAAGGAGGCCAUUGCCUGGAACAAUGAGGUCGAACAGGGUCUGUCGUCGGCCAUCUUCACCGAAGACAUAGGAAACGCCUUUAAGUGGAUUGGCGCCCAGGGCUCCGACUGUGGCAUCGUCAACAUCAACACGACGACGAAUGGCGCCGAAAUCGGUGGCGCCUUUGGUGGUGAGAAGGCGACGGGCGGCGGUCGCGAAUCCGGCUCAGACGCCUGGAAACAGUACUGCAAGCGAGCCACCAUCACAGUAAACCAUUCCGGCGAGCUAGCCUGCGCCCAAGGCGUCGUCUUUAACGUGGAGUAAAUGAGGUCACGAGAAGCUGUAAUUAAAUGUAAAUAUCUAUUCUAUUCUUCCUUCCCUACAAUAAAAGUCUGUUGUUUGUUAUU